AUGUCCCACCAAGCAUCUUCCUUCACAAACGAGCUCGCCCUAGGUGAAGCACCUCGAGGUCAAGCCAAACCCCGAGUCAUCGUUACAGGUGGCAGUGGAAAGCUCGGCCGAGCAACAGUCCAGUACCUAGCCGACGAAGGAUGGGAGGUCAUAUCCGUGGACCUUCGUCGUCCAGCCGGCAUUAGUGAGGAUGGCAAGAGUGGGCUCGGUGGAGCCUACAGAUUGGUCGAGAUUGAUCUAGAGGAUAUGGGAAGUGUGUUGGAGACCUUCCACAGCACGGAUAUGGCAUAUUCAGGUAUUCAGGCCGUGGUACAUUUGGCGGCUAUUCCGUCGCCGGGACAGACGAGCGCCAGCAGGCAAUUCAGGACGAAUACGAUGGGCACGUACAAUGUCCUCGAGGCUUGCCGCAAGCUGAAGAUCAAGAACAUCGUGCUUGCAUCCUCAGAAACACUAAUCGGCAUACCAUUUGCUCCUCAUCCUCCUGUCUUUCUCCCCAUGACUGAAGAGCACGAACGACGACCAGAGUCAGCCUACUCGUUGUCGAAGCUCGUAGGAGAGACUAUUGCGGAACAGUACACACGUUGGGAUCCCGAACUCAAGAUUGUAUCCCUGCGAUUCAGCAAUGUCAUGCUACCGCAGGAGUAUGCCACUUUUGAGGGAUGGCAGAAGGACCCCAAGGCACGAUACUGGAACUGCUGGGGCUAUAUCGACGCCCGAGAUGGCGGCCAAUCCGUCGCUUUGUCUCUUAAGAGCAAGAUGACUGGUCAUCACCAAUACCUCAUUGCAGCAGAAGAUACCUGCAUGCGCAUGAGCAAUGAUGAGCUGGUGAAGGCCGUUUUCCCCGACGUGAAAUACUCGCCCACAGCUGGACCAAAUGACUCGCUCUUGUCAAUCGAGAAGGCGAAGAAGGAGCUAGGGUUCAAGCCUUUGUACAAAUGGCAGGAUCAAAUUGGGAAGUGA
This is a messenger RNA of Recurvomyces mirabilis, 960 nucleotides long. RefSeq lists its product as uncharacterized. The transcript has 3 exons. The record is from RefSeq and is a predicted model, not a curated record. Lineage: Eukaryota; Fungi; Ascomycota; Dothideomycetes; Mycosphaerellales; Teratosphaeriaceae. The coding region runs from base 1 to 960 and encodes 319 amino acids.